GCCAUGGAGCGCGAGGAACGGGCGCUGCGCGCUGCGGGCGGCUUCGGCCGGGCCCGGCGCCUGCUGGCCGUGGCGUCGUGGCUGCCGUGUGUGGCGCUGGGGCUGGCGCUGAGCUCCGACCUGCUGCUCACGGCGCGGCCCGCGCUGCUGUCCCCCGCGCUCGCGCCCAGCCCCUGCCCGCUGCUGCGCUACCCCGCGGCGCCCACGGCCCCCUUGCCCGACGGCACGCGGCCCUGCACGCGAGGCUGGCUCUACGCGCUGCCCGUCGCUGGCCUCUGGCGCAGCCCGGUCAUCCAGGUUUGGCCGCCGGGCUGUUUUUGUGUCCUCCCUGGUCCUGGCCACUGUCCUUGGGGCCAGCAAGGCCCUGGCUGCCAGUUUCCCUGCCCUCCUGGCCCUGCGGCUGCUCCACGGGGGCGCCCUGGUAGGGGCCUCCCUGGCCCUCUCUGUGGCGCGUUCCCAGCCCUGUUUCCCAAGUCUCCCUGCUGGCUGCUGGCCACGGGACAGGUGGCCCAGGCCAGGAGGAUCCUGUGGCACUUCGCGGAAGCCAGCGGUGUGGACCCUGAGCAGGGCUCCCUGGAGGACAGCUCCCUGGCUACAGAGCUGGCCGAGUUGGCUACAGGCAGCACCCAGCCUCGGUACCACUCGGUCCUGGGCCUCCUGCACAGCCACGUCACCUGGAGAAACACGCUCAUCCUGGGCAUCAGCUCGCUGGUUGGCGGGGGCAUCCGAGCCAGCUUCCUGCGCAGCCUGGCCCCAUGAGAGACAUCCUUCUACCUGCCCUAUUUCCCGGAGGCCGGCCUGGAGGCCACAGCCAUCAUCUGCUUGCUCCUGACUGCUGAUCGCUGGGGUCGCCGCCUCAUCCUGCUGCUGGGCACCCUGGUCACAGGCCUGGCAUCCCUGCUGCUGCUUGCUGGGGCUCAGUACCUGCCAGGCUGGAUCUCGCUGCCCCUGUCGGUCCUGGGCCUCCUGGCCUCCCAGACCAUGUCGGUGCUCAGCAGCCUCUUUGUGGCUGAGGCCUGCCCCACGGUAAUCAGGGGCGCUGCGCUGGGCCUCGUGCUGGGCGCCAGGUCCCUGGGCCAGGCAGCUGCGCCCCUCACGGAGAUGGCCGGCCAGCGGGGCUUCUUCCUGCAGCACACGGUGCUGGCCUCCGUGGCCAUCCUCGCCCUGCUCUGUAUCCUGCUGCUGCCCGAGACCUGCGGCCGAGCACUGCCUGUGUCGCUGGAGGAUGCCGACCGCCCCCAGGACCGCCUGCCCCUUCUGCGGCCCUCCCACUGAGAUGGCAGCCACAGCCCCAUGGCACCCAGGAGCUGGGGGAGCCACGGUGGGCAGCCUCCGGCGGGGCAGACAGCGUGUCCACAGCCAGGGCUGUCCCCCAGGGGGCUCUCCCGGGCCGCCUGGCCAGGAGUGCAAGAUAAAGGGAGCCCUAGUA
Messenger RNA from Heterocephalus glaber (naked mole-rat), 1429 nucleotides. The record is from RefSeq and is a predicted model, not a curated record. NCBI's taxonomy places the organism in Eukaryota, Metazoa, Chordata, Mammalia, Rodentia, Bathyergidae.